Molecule: messenger RNA, 1170 nt
Organism: Spirometra erinaceieuropaei
Lineage: Eukaryota; Metazoa; Platyhelminthes; Cestoda; Diphyllobothriidea; Diphyllobothriidae
Source: the annotation of a GenBank genome assembly
AUGCAGGACGUCUGGACUUUUCGCAAAGCUGAGGAGAUCCAAGGCUACGCGGACCGCAACGAAUGGAAGAACUUCUUCUCUGCGAUCAAAACUGUCUACGGUCCGCCGACGAAGGGCACUGCUCCUUUCCUCAGCGCCGACGGCAAACCUCUCCUGACUGAGAAGACGCAAAUACUACAGCGAUGGACCGAGCAUUUCCGAGGCGUCCUCAACCGCCCCUCCGCCAUCUCCGACGCCGCCAUCGAGUGUUUGCCGCAAGUGGAGACCAACGUGGACCUCAACCUCCUGUCAUCUCUCCAUGAGACCACCAGGGCCGUGCAGCAGCUUUCCAGCGGGAAAGCACCCGGAUCGGACGCAAUCCCUGCUGAGGUCUACAAGCACGGAGGUCCCCAACUCAUGGACCACCUGACUGCGCUCUUCCAGGAGAUGUGGCGUCAAGGUGAAGUCCCGCAAGAUUCCAAGGAAGCAGCAACCGGGCAUCUCUACAAGCGAAAAGGAAACCGCCAAGUCUGCGACAAUCACCGUGGCAUCUCCUUGCUGAACAUCGCCGGGAAGAUCUUCGCUCGCGUCCUCCUCAAUCGCCUGAACGAAUAUCUGGAACAGGAUCUUCUGCCGGAAAGCCAAUGCGACUUCCGUCGUCAUCGUGGGACCACGGAUAUGAUCUUCGUCGCCCGUCAACUUCAGGAGAAGUGCCACGAGAUGCGGACCCACCUGUACUCUACCUUCGUGGACCUAACGAAAGCCUUCGACACGGUGAAUCGUGAAGGACUGUGGAAGAUCAUGCAGAAAUUCGGCUGUCCGGAGCGAUUCACUCAGAUAGUGCGUCAGCUGCACGACGGUAUGAUGGCGCGAGUCACGAACAACGGAGCUGUAUCAGAGGCAUUCGCAGUGACCAAUGGAGUGAAGCAGGGCUGCGCACUGGCGCCUACCCUCUUCAGUCUUAUGUUUUCUGCCAUGCCGAUGGACGCCUACCGCGACGAACGCCCCAGGAUCCGCAUCGACUACAGGACGGACGGUCAUCUCCUGAAUCAACGGAGGAUGCACUUCCAAUCGCGCGUAUCCACAACCACCGUUCACGAACGCCUCUUCGCCGACGACUGCGCCCUAAACACCACCUCGGAAGAGGAGAUGCCUGCGAGAACUUCGGUCUGGUCAUUCUUUAGCCAGUGA